Messenger RNA from Uranotaenia lowii, 1239 nucleotides. Its product is annotated as apolipoprotein D-like. Lineage: Eukaryota; Metazoa; Arthropoda; Insecta; Diptera; Culicidae. Gene Ontology annotation, molecular function: pigment binding. The record is from RefSeq and is a predicted model, not a curated record. Bases 204 to 896 code for a protein of 230 amino acids. The transcript has 4 exons. Gene Ontology annotation, biological process: symbiont-mediated perturbation of host defenses.
AGACAAGAAGCGUCCGGAUUCUCGCUCCCGACUCCCUGCUAUAACGCAUCCGAUAUUUGCUUACAAAGUACUUUUUCGAAGCGGAGCUGCAAUUGCCAACUUAGCCACACAUGCAGCAGUCGGUAUUGUUAUUUGGAACUGAUCGUAUCUCUUAGGGCUAUUGUAGAAAUCAUCCUAAAACUUUGAGGGCGUUUAAGUGCAAAAUGAAGUCUUUGCUGAUAGUGACACUGGUUCUAGGAUCUUCCUUUAUUUGGGCCGAUGCUGUUAUAUUUGAGAAGAAUUGUAUCAAACCAGAUGAGUCCUACACUUUCGACGAAGAUCGGUUCAUCGGCAAGUGGUACGAGAUUCGACGUUUCUACGAUGCUAAUCAGGCGGACCAGGAGGAUUGUGUGCAGGAAGUCUACACGCGAUCGAAGAACAUGAUCGAUCUGGAUAUCGUCCGUUCCGUGCAAAUCGGGCAGAGUGGACUGCCGCAAUACUCCAGUGGAAUUGCCUCGCCGAAGGUGUUCGGGAACUCUCGGGUGCCGCAGUUUUAUCUCCGCUACAAUACCACUAGCCCGGCUGAUCCUGAUAUCAAAAUUGAUGUGGUCGACACCGAUUAUCGAAACUACGCCAUCCUCUACUCAUGCAAUGCAGUGAAUGAAUCUAUGGUGUCUGAAACGGCCAUGGUUCUUUCGCGCAACCCAUUGGUCACCAAAUCGGUAGCAGAAGCGAUCAACAAAUACAUCAGCAGAUAUUUCACCCAUCCGGAGCACAAGUGGCGAGUCACCGAACAAUCUAGCGCUUUCUGUAAACCUACCUUGAUGGUGCAAUCUAAGGCUGUUUCCGUAUUUGAAUCUGGACUGGUUCUGUUUUACAUAAUCGUCGGUGUAAUUUGUACUAAGAUGUUCUCCUAAUGGCAUCAGUUUGUUCUUAAGAAUUGUAAAUUUAUUCCGUUUGUAUUACUGUCUGUAGCUGUGAAAGGAAUUCGUGUUGAAUAAAAUGUGUAAAGAUGAUUAUGAUUUUAAAACUGCAUAAGAAAGUUCUUCUUCAAUUAUCCAAUGGAGGAACUUGAACAUAACGCUGAUUUCAUUAAAAAAAUAUUAUUGACACUUCGUGGAGGGAUGACAACCGGUUUAAUUAACGAUAGAAGUUUUAUGUCACUCAUUUUCUUGGUGUCAUCGAAAAAGAUUUAAAUCACAACCUCUAUGAUUUCCAAAGCCAAUAGAAUCCACCCAAUAAAGAUGCACUAUUUUCAGU